Molecule: messenger RNA, 1425 nt
Organism: Talaromyces atroroseus
Lineage: Eukaryota; Fungi; Ascomycota; Eurotiomycetes; Eurotiales; Trichocomaceae
Product: Rab GDP-dissociation inhibitor
Exons: 8
Coding region: 1-1425 (474 amino acids)
Biological process (GO): small GTPase-mediated signal transduction; protein transport; vesicle-mediated transport
Cellular component (GO): cytoplasm
Molecular function (GO): Rab GDP-dissociation inhibitor activity
Source: RefSeq, a predicted model, not a curated record
AUGGAUGAAAUUGCCCCCGAGUACGAUGUGGUCGUGCUAGGCACUGGCCUUACUGAAUGUGUUCUCUCUGGUGUUCUGAGUGUUAAGGGCAAGAAGGUGCUUCACAUUGAUCGCAACGACCACUAUGGCGGCGAAGCGGCCUCUGUCAAUAUCGAAACGUCUAAUAUCCUGCAGCUUUUCAAAAAAUACGGCAACGUUCGACCCGGCGAUGAACCAUGGAAGAAGUAUGGCCGUGUGAACGACUGGAACGUGGACUUGAUCCCCAAGUUGCUUAUGUCCAAUGGAGAAUUGACCAACAUCUUGGUCUCCACCGAUGUCACAAGAUAUUUGGAAUUCAAGCAGAUUGCUGGAAGUUAUGUCCAACAGGGACAGGGCCCCAAAGCAACCGUCGCCAAGGUCCCUUCGGAUGCUGGCGAGGCACUUCGUUCUUCUCUCAUGGGUCUUUUUGAGAAGAGACGGGCAAAGAAGUUCCUGGAGUGGGUCGGCGAGUUCAAGGAAGAUGACCCCAGCACCCAUCAAGGUCUCAACCUGUCCGCUGCCACAAUGAAGGAUGUCUACGAUAAAUUCGGAUUGGAGGCGACAACUCGUGACUUCGUUGGCCAUUCGAUGGCUCUAUUCCCAUCGGACGAAUAUAUUGAAGCCCCCGGACGAGUGAUAGAGACUAUUGAGCGUAUCCGCUUGUAUGUUAACUCGAUGGCCCGCUACGGAAAGUCUCCCUACAUCUACCCGCUUUAUGGACUUGGAGAGCUGCCACAGGGUUUUGCACGUCUAUCCGCUAUUUACGGCGGUACUUAUAUGCUCAACACGAGUGUCGAUGAGGUCCUAUACGACGAGGCCGGCAAAGUGUCCGGUAUCCGAGCAACCAUGAAGGAGCGUGACGAGGCUGGCGAGGGCAUGAAGUUCACCACAAAGACCACCAAAAUCAUUGCCGAUCCUUCUUAUUUCCCCGGCAAAGUUAAGAUCACUGGAUAUGUCAUCCGUGCUAUCUGCAUUCUGAAGCACCCCGUUGAUAAGACCGACGGAAGCGAUUCGCUUCAGCUUAUCAUUCCGCAAUCACAGGUUGGACGCAAGCACGAUAUCUACAUUGCCGUUGUAUCCUCAGCACAUAACGUCUGCCCCAAGGGCUACUAUGUGGCCAUUGUCUCAACUAUCGCCGAGAACGAAGCAAACCACCACGUGGAGCUGGAGCCCGGUUUUCAGAGACUUGGUCAAAUUGAGGAGAAAUUCAUGGGCCCAGCAAUUCCUUUGUACGAGCCUGUCGACGAUGGCAAGAAGGACAAUGUUUUCAUUUCCAAGAGCUACGACGCUACUUCACACUUUGAGACAACGACUGAUGACGUCCGUGACAUUUACGAGCGUGCCGAAGGUCAUGAGCUUAUCGUUGAGGGUCUUCGCGAAGGCCAGAACCUUGUUGGAGAAGAAUAA